Molecule: messenger RNA, 1201 nt
Organism: Oryza sativa Japonica Group (Japanese rice)
Lineage: Eukaryota; Viridiplantae; Streptophyta; Magnoliopsida; Poales; Poaceae
Source: RefSeq, a predicted model, not a curated record
CCCUCUCAUUCCUUUUUAUCCGACGAUUCAAAAAAUUCGAAGCCAUCCACCAACGAAGAAAAAAAAAAGGGAGAAAAAAAAAUCCACGCACACUUUGCGUGCGAGGCGAGGCGGUUCGAUUCGAGAGGAGAGAGAGAGAGAGAGAGAGAGAGAGAGAUGGACGCCUUCUACUCGACCUCGUCGGCGUACGGAGCGGCGGCGAGCGGCUGGGGCUACGACUCGCUGAAGAACUUCCGCCAGAUCUCCCCCGCCGUCCAGUCCCACCUCAAGCUCGUUUACCUGACACUAUGCGUCGCCCUGGCUGCGUCGGCGGUGGGCGCAUACCUGCACGUCGCCUUGAACAUCGGCGGGAUGUUGACUAUGCUCGGGUGCGUGGGGAGCAUCGCCUGGUUGUUCUCGGUGCCUGUCUUUGAGGAGAGGAAGAGGUUUGGGAUUCUCUUGGCCGCUGCCCUGCUGGAAGGGGCUUCAGUUGGGCCUCUGAUCAAGCUUGCUGUAGACUUUGACUCAAGCAUUCUCGUAACAGCAUUUGUUGGAACUGCCAUUGCAUUUGGGUGCUUCACUUGCGCUGCCAUCGUUGCCAAGCGUAGGGAGUACCUCUACCUUGGUGGUUUGCUCUCUUCUGGCCUCUCCAUCCUGCUCUGGCUGCAGUUUGCCGCAUCCAUCUUUGGCCACUCCACCGGCAGCUUCAUGUUUGAGGUUUACUUUGGCCUGUUGAUCUUCCUGGGGUACAUGGUGUAUGACACGCAGGAGAUCAUCGAGAGGGCUCACCACGGUGACAUGGACUACAUCAAGCACGCACUCACCCUCUUCACUGACUUCGUGGCCGUCCUUGUCCGGAUCCUCGUCAUCAUGCUCAAGAACGCGUCUGACAAGUCGGAGGAGAAGAAGAGGAAGAAGAGGUCUUGAGAGCUUCUCUUCCCGCUUUGCACAUAAGAAAAAACCACCGCGGCUAUUGCCUCUACGUAUUAUGACAGAGCCGCACUUCAACUGGGUUUUAUGGUGAAUACAAGUUCUUUUGCAUUUUGUUGAUACGGUGUGAAUCUUCUCAGGUUUGUCGUCGUAGUAGCUUUGCAAAUACUAGCAUGCUACAUGACACGGAUCUUUCUGUAAUGGUGGUCGCGUUGAUCGAAACGUGAAAACACAUCUUCAUUUGCGACUAAUUUGUUUGCCUUUUGGUGAUUGAUGAUGAUCCUUUCCCCAA